AUCGGAUUCCCUAGCCCAGAUACACGAAGUUCGCUAGUUGAGAGAGAUUGAGAGUGUGGUUGGUUGUCUCAUGUCUCUCUGACACCAUCGGCACGCCUAAACCUUAUAAAAUCGAAAGAAAAUCCACCGGGAAAAGCGACAACUAUGUGUUCAAACCAGUGAUAAACCUUCGUUAAAAAAAAACACUUUGGACAMAAUUGCAACUUUACCGGUUAUAAUUUUGUGUAAAAAAUCUAUCGGUGUCCUGACAAACAUUUUAGUGGUGUUUUAUUGAUUAUUUUGAUAAAGACUCCAAGAUGGCUCAUCUCGUGACAAGCGUCAUCGACAAAUAUGAGGACAUUCUAGAAAACAAAAGUGACCCGAGGGUGAAAGGAUGGGCCAUGAUGUCUAGUCCUAUGCCAACGUUGUGCAUUUGUCUAUUUUAUGCGUACUUUUCGACGGUCCUAGGACCCCGAUUAAUGGAAAAUAGGAAACCGUUUAAUUUAAGAAAGACUUUAAUUUUUUAUAAUUUAUUUCAAACUCUAUUCAGCGCAUGGAUAUUUUACGAGUACUUGAUGAGUGGGUGGUGGGGGAGUUACAGCUUCAGGUGUCAACCUGUCGACUAUUCAAAUAAYCCAAUGGCGCUUAGGAUGGCGCGGACAUGCUGGUGGUACUACUUCUCGAAGUUUACCGAAUUUUUCGACACACUAUUUUUCAUUUUGCGGAAGAAAAAUAGUCACGUGUCCACACUCCACGUGAUCCAUCAUGGCUGCAUGCCAUUUUCGGUAUGGAUGGGGAUGAAAUUUGCGCCAGGUGGCCACAGCACUUUCUUCGCUUUGCUCAACACAUUCGUACAUAUUAUUAUGUAUUUUUAUUAUAUGGUAGCGGCGAUGGGACCCCAGUACCAGAAAUACAUCUGGUGGAAGAAAUAUCUCACUACUUUCCAGAUGGUGCAGUUCGUGGCGAUUUUCACUCACCAAUUUCAACUUCUCUUCACUGAGUGUAAUUACCCGAAGGGUUUCAUGAUUUGGAUCGCUUUGCAUGGGGUCAUGUUCUUAUUUCUAUUUUCCGACUUUUAUAAAGUUAAAUACACCAACAGUAAGGCUGUGAAAAGUAGUAAUAACGGUGCCUGCAUGCCUGUCCUCGACGAUGAGAAGCAACAAAACGGAACUGUUAAAAAGUCCGACAGUAACGGCACUCUCAAUAACACUUAUAUCAAAAGCGAAUAUUCCGAUUCGUACAAAGCUUGCUAUUCGAAUGGUAGCACAAACGGCUUUGUGAGCCAAACCGUAAUAGAGCGCAACUCGAAGAAGAUCAAUUAGGUUUUAACUUCCUUGGGUACAAAAGGACUUUUCGUGACUUUUGUUUAAUUGUAGAUUAAUUUAUUAGAUAGUGUACAAUUUGUUGUCAAAAUUUCGUAUCUCAGGGGCGAAAUAAAUUGGUUUCUUUUUACUUGAAUGUAUUAUAUGAGUUUUUACGGCUGCAGGGACCAUUUUCAUUGCGUCACGUCGCUUGAUUAUUUUCAUUUCAUCAGCCAUUAGUGCCUGAAUUUUUAUCACAAGUUCUCUUAGCUUUAGCUUAUUGUUAAAGUUUUGCACUUUGAAUCGUUGCCGGUUGUUUGUACUUAACGAUGUUUUAUUACAUUUUCGUAUAAUUUAUCGGAAGUUUUUUAUCCAGGGAGUUGCAUUUUGUUGUGUAAAUUCGAACCUGCGGCUCCUUCGUCUUUUCCAAGUUUUCAAAUAAGUAAGUGUAAUGGAAGUUGUAUCACUGUAAUAAAUGUCGUUUUAUUAUCAUUGUAUAUAAUACAUACUACGCGUUUCUUUAGAUUUUAAAGUUUGUAUAGUAUUUUUGUAUAUACUUAUGAAUCUUAAGAAAUAAAGUGGAAACCUGCAUUUUG
Molecule: messenger RNA, 1876 nt
Organism: Tribolium madens (black flour beetle)
Lineage: Eukaryota; Metazoa; Arthropoda; Insecta; Coleoptera; Tenebrionidae
Product: elongation of very long chain fatty acids protein AAEL008004-like
Exons: 7
Coding region: 297-1301 (334 amino acids)
Biological process (GO): very long-chain fatty acid biosynthetic process; fatty acid elongation, monounsaturated fatty acid; fatty acid elongation, saturated fatty acid
Cellular component (GO): endoplasmic reticulum membrane
Molecular function (GO): fatty acid elongase activity
Source: RefSeq, a predicted model, not a curated record